UACCAAUUCGUCCUUCUAUAAAUUAUCUAUAUACGUAUACUUCUAUAGAAACAGGAAACUUCUAUUCAUUUUGCUAGAUUUUUUUUCGAUUUGAUCGGAGUUGAGUGAUAAUAUGGCAUCGGAGCAGUUAAUCUCCGGCGGAGCAACCGGAUCUCACUACGUGCAAAUGCAAUCUGAGCCGUCCAGACUGUCAUCGCUCUUCUCGUUUCAUCAAAAUCCGCCGGAAACAACUCGAAUUUUCGAUGAGUUGCCCGAGGCUACAAUUGUGCAGGUUUCGCGUCCAGAUGCCGGUGAUAUUAGUCCGAUGCUUCCUUCGUACACGAUUGAUUUUCAGUAUAAACAGAACCCUUGGCUGCAGUUCAAGUGGCAGUUAGUGAAGAAAGCUUCACACGUAUUUUAUUUACACUUUGCAUUGAAGAAACGUGCCUUUUUCGAAGAAAUUCACGAGAAACAAGAACAGGUUAAAGAAUGGGUUCAAAACCUCGGAAUAGGGGACCACCCAGCAGUUGUGCAUGACGAUGACGAUGAACCUGACCACAAUGUAACAGCACUAAUUAACGAGGGAAGCGUUAAAAACAGAGAUGUUCCAUCAAGUGCAGCCUUACCAAUGAUACGCCCAGCACUUGGGAGGCAACAUUCUAUUUCGGAUCGAGCAAAGACCGCAAUGCGGGAAUACUUGAAUAAUUUUCUUGGGAACUUGGAUAUUGUGAAUUCCAGAGAGGUUUGCAACUUUAUGGGUGUUUCUAAGUUAUCCUUUUGCCCGGAGUAUGGCUCCAAGCUAAAAGAAGAAUAUGUAUUAGUGAAGCAUUUACCGAAAAUUCCCGACAGGGAAAAUGGCAGAAAAUGUUCCGCGUGUAUUUGGUUCAAUUGUUGUAAUGACAAUUGGCAAAAGGUAUGGGCUGUAUUGAAACCGGGAUUCAUAGCCCUGCUAAAAGAUCCAUUUGAAGCUGAGCCGUUGGACAUAAUUGUCUUCGAUGUUCUACCUCCUUCAGUUGGGAAUGGAGAAGGUCGUGUAUCAUUAGCAAAAGAAACCAACGAGCAUAAUCCCUUACGGCAUUCUUUUCUGGUAUCAUGUGGAAGCCGGAGCAUAACAAUAAGAAGUAGAAAUAAAACAAAAGUACGGGACUGGGUUGCUGCGAUUAACGAUGCUGGACUGAGGCCACCUGAGGGCUGGUGUUACCCUCAUCGGUUCGGUUCAUUUGCUCCACCUCGUGGUCUGACAGAUGAUGGCAGCCAGGCUCAGUGGUUCGUUGAUGGUCGAGCAGCAUUUGAAGCAAUUGCUUUAGCAAUUGAAGGUGCAAAAUCAGAGAUAUUUAUUUGUGGGUGGUGGUUGUGUCCUGAAUUGUAUUUGAGACGUCCCUUUCUAGCCCAUGCUUCAUCUCGCCUUGAUAAUUUACUUGAGGCAAAAGCCAAACAAGGUGUUCAGAUUUACAUUCUCAUGUAUAAAGAGCUUGCUCUUGCACUGAAAAUUAAUAGUGUCUAUAGUAAGAAAAAGCUGGUUGCAAUCCAUGAAAAUGUAAGAGUUUUACGUUUCCCAGACCAUUUCUCUAGUGGUGUAUAUCUAUGGUCCCACCAUGAGAAACUGGUGAUUGUUGAUAAUGAUGUUUGCUUCAUUGGUGGACUCGAUCUUUGCUUUGGUCGCUACGACACAUAUGAGCACAAAGUGGGUGAUGACCCUGCUAUGUUUUGGCCUGGAAAGGACUACUAUAACCCCCGGGAAUCUGAACCAAACUCGUGGGAAGAUACAAUGAAGGAUGAGCUGGACCGUAAAAAGUAUCCUCGUAUGCCAUGGCAUGAUGUCCAUUGUGCAUUAUGGGGCCCACCAUGUCGUGAUGUUGCUCGACACUUUGUCCAGCGUUGGAACUAUGCAAAGAGAAACAAAGCUCCCAACGAACAAGGUAUUCCGCUACUUAUGCCUCAACAACACAUGGUUAUCCCACAUUACAUGGGCAACAAUAUAGUAGAGGAUGAAAAUUCAACAGUUAUGGACGACGCUCAUAAAGUAAUCAACAGAAGAAAUUCUUCUUCCUCUGCAUCUUCUGAAGACAUCCCAUUGCUAAUCCCGCAAGAAGCUGAUGGAGUGGAUGCUUCUAAUGGACAAUUGAAUACUAACGGGUCAAACGAUUAUCAUGGUCAACCAAGUAGGACUUCUUUUUCUUUCAGGAAAUCCAAAGUUGAACCUUUGGUUCCAGAUAUGCCGAUGAGAGAUUUCGUGGAUGAACGACAUGCUGUAAAUCUUGAGCAAGAAUCGUUCACUGGUGUGAACCCUAUUGACAAAGAAUGGUGGGAGAAUCAGGAGCGAGGUAACCUGGUUGUUUCUGCAGAUGAAACAGGACAAGUUGGUCCUCGUGUUGCUUGUCGUUGUCAGGUUGUAAGGAGUGUCAGUCAAUGGUCAGCUGGGACAAGUCAAGUUGAAGAGAGCAUUCACAAUUCUUAUUGUUCCCUUAUUGAGAAAGCUGAACACUUUGUGUACAUUGAGAACCAAUUCUUCAUCUCGGGUCUUUCUGGAGAUGAGAUCAUACGAAAUCGUGUUUUGGAAUCCUUGUACAGACGUAUCAUCAGGGCAUAUCAUGAAAAACAACAUUUCAGGGUCAUUGUUGUUAUACCACUCUUACCUGGCUUCCAGGGUGGUUUAGAUGAUGGGGGGGCUGCAUCUGUAAGAGCCAUAAUGCAUUGGCAGUAUCGAACAAUAUCAAGAGGAAACAGUUCUAUAUUACACAAUCUAUCUGAUCUUCUUGAUUCGAGAGUUCAUGAUUACAUAUCUUUCUAUGGUCUGAGGGCUUAUGGUAGACUUUCUGAUGACGGUCUUAUCGCCUCUAGUCCGGUGUAUGUGCAUAGUAAGGUUAUGAUAGUUGAUGACAACACAGUCUUAGUUGGAUCUGCUAAUAUCAAUGAUAGGAGUUUGCUUGGCUUACGAGAUUCCGAGAUUGGAGUGCUUAUUGAAGAUAAGGAAUUUGUUAAAUCUUCCAUGGGAGGAAAGCCAUGGAAGGCUGGAAAAUUUGCAUUAAGUCUUCGCCUUUCACUAUGGUCUGAGCACCUUGGUCUUCAUAGUACAGAGAUUAACAAAAUAGCCGACCCAGUGAUCGAUUCCACCUACAAAGAUAUAUGGAUGGCAACUGCAAGGACGAAUACCAUGAUAUACCAAGAUGUCUUCUCUUGCAUCCCUAAUGAUCUUAUACAUUCCAGAGCAUCUUUAAGGCAAUGUGUGAUUGAGAGAAAGGCAAAACUCGGGCAUACUACGAUCGAUUUAGGAGUAGCCCCAAAGACUCUUGAAUCGUAUGAAGACGGAAAUGUGAAGGGAAUUGACCCGAUGGAUAGAUUACAAGCGGUAAAGGGACAUCUGGUUUCUUUCCCUACGGAAUUUAUGUUGGAAGAAGAUUUAAGACCCAUGUUUAAAGAAAGCGAGUAUUAUGCGUCACCUCAAGUUUUUCACUGAGUGAUGAAUAUUAUGAAUUUGAUAACAUAACAUUCAUCAAUGGGGUUUCACCCUUUUGGGGUCAAUACCGUAAAUAUUAACAACACCAGAAAGCGCGUGCUCUCUGCUCCCUUGUUGUUUUGGAUUCUAGGGACGAGGUGCGAAUAGUACCUAAAAGACACACAUAAGCUUCGUUCAUAUAUAUAUAUAUUGUAUAUCUGUCUAUUCAUGGUGAGUUGCAGCUUGCAAUCUGAACUGAUGGCAAGUCUUUGGAGUUGGUUCACAAUGGUCCGCCGGAUCACGAACCUUGAUCACAGCCAGUGUAGCUUGUCUCUCACAGGCUUACCACUGUUGGUCUAUUCAGGACAUCCAAGCGGGUUCAAGUGACGUGAAUUGGCUCUUUUGGGGUCAUGGUGAUGCUUUGUUUUGUCGUACAGUUUUCACUGAUGCACCUCUUGUAAAACAUUAAUGUCUUAAUAUUUUGAAUUUUCAUGUUGUAAUUAGAUGGUCAACCUGAACACAAUUCAUCUAUAAAAAAGAUUAAAUAAUUCAAAAUC
This is a messenger RNA of Helianthus annuus (common sunflower), 3972 nucleotides long. RefSeq names its product phospholipase D zeta 1. Gene Ontology annotation, cellular component: plasma membrane. The record is from RefSeq and is a predicted model, not a curated record. Gene Ontology annotation, molecular function: D-type glycerophospholipase activity. Lineage: Eukaryota; Viridiplantae; Streptophyta; Magnoliopsida; Asterales; Asteraceae. The coding region runs from base 113 to 3436 and encodes 1107 amino acids. Gene Ontology annotation, biological process: intracellular signal transduction; phosphatidic acid biosynthetic process; phospholipid catabolic process. The transcript has 20 exons.